AGACCACCCAAUUGGUGGAGGAAUUUGGUGUAGGGCGAGAAGCCGCGCACCGAGCUACGUUCAAGGCUUCAAGCUAGUGAGAAGAGAAAGAGAGGGGAAGGGGGAUUGGAUUAGAAUUGAAUUUGCACGAGGGAUUACAUCAGAAGUUUCCGAAUUUGUAACUUCUCGUUAUUGCUCACACUCUGAAUUCAAUCACGUCAUCAUCUCGCAUAUCCUUUUUUUUUUUUGGGUAUCGCUAACCCUUGUCUUUGUUUUGACAUCGCCGACGUCGCCGUCGCCGUCGCCGUUACCGUCACUGUCACCGCCGUCAUCUUUAGCCUCCCUGUCACUGCUGGCUCGUCCAUCGUCAACCCGAGUUUAGAGGGUUUUGAUUGAAUCCCUUGCAAAUGGGCGAACAAACCCAAGGUCAAGGACAGACCCAAACCCGAACCCAGAGUCAGCCUCAGUCUAGCCAGGAUUCUACCCCCACGUCCAUUACCACCGCCAAUUCAACUACCACAACAACUGCCACCGUCGCCACCGCUACCAUUGCACAGGCUACGCUAACAGAGUCCGAACUAAGUAAUGCCCCUUCGCAAACCUAUUCUCCGCCUUCCAAAAUCCCCUUACGCCCCCGAAAGAUCCGAAAGCUUUCUCCUGACCCAAGUAACUCUCAAAUCGUCCCCGUGGAUAACCCAAAACCUAUCUCUUCCACCACCUCCUCCGCUAAGACGACGGGCGGCCGGAACAACAAGAAUGUUCAACAACGAACCCAAAUGGUUCCCAGAAUCGUAGCUAGGUCACUAUCUUUCGAAGGCGAGGUCGAGAUUGCACUGCGCUACCUCCGAAACGCCGAUCCACUUCUUGCUCCUUUAAUUGACAUUCACCCGCCUCCUACCUUUGACAAUUUCCACACUCCAUUCUUGGCUCUAACGCGUAGCAUUUUGUAUCAGCAACUCGCUUAUAAGGCUGGCACGUCAAUCUAUACCCGCUUCAUCGCUCUCUGUGGGAGCGAGGCCGGUGUUCUUCCAGAAACAGUUCUUGCCCUAACUCCUCAACAGCUUCGCCAGAUUGGGGUUUCGGGCCGGAAAGCUAGCUAUCUUCAUGAUUUGGCCAGGAAAUACCAGAAUGGGAUAUUAUCAGAUUCGGCCAUUGUAAAUAUGGAUGAUAAAUCGCUUUUCACAAUGCUCACGAUGGUUAAUGGGAUUGGAUCUUGGUCUGUUCAUAUGUUCAUGAUUUUUUCUCUCCAUAGACCUGAUGUUCUUCCAAUUAAUGAUCUCGGUGUCCGCAAAGGGGUUCAGCUUCUUUACAAUCUUGAGGAGCUGCCGCGACCUUCUCAGAUGGACCAAUUAUGCGAUAAAUGGAGGCCUUACAGGUCAGUUGCUUCUUGGUACAUGUGGAGAUUUGUCGAAGCAAAAGGAACUCCUUCAAGUGCCGUGGCUGUGGCUACCGGUGCCAGCUUGCACCAUCACCAGCAGGAGCAGCAACAACCGCAGCACCCAUCACAGCCGCAGCUUCUGGAUCCCAUAAAUAGCAUGUUUAAUCUUGGGGCUGCCUGUGCUUGGGGACAGUGAUUGCCGGUUGAAAUGAGAAGUUUGUCAUAAGAUUUCAUCAGCCGUCUUUGGUCAUACCAAAAGUGCAAAAGCCAAGCCAUGGAGUGUGUGUACUUAAUAGAGGAUCUUGGUGGUAUAAGUUGGAUAGUCUGGGCAUUGAAGCAUUUGUGUAUUUUCGGUAAAUCUGGUGCAAGAUUCAAUAAAAAGACAAACCUUAGGUUAGGUCUAUUCUGUUGUCGAAAUUGUAGGACGCCUGUUUUAAGUUGUGAAGUCGUCUUUCAUAAAGACAGGUCUGAUUAGAGUGCAGUGCGUCUGCCCCAUCGUGAUGUGGUUUGGACCAGGUAAUUCUUCAGGCCUUGUACGUGGUCCUGCUUGUGCUAGUGGAUGCCCAUUUUCUGCC
Messenger RNA from Prosopis cineraria, 1932 nucleotides. RefSeq names its product DNA-3-methyladenine glycosylase 1-like. Gene Ontology annotation, molecular function: alkylated DNA binding; DNA-7-methylguanine glycosylase activity; DNA-3-methyladenine glycosylase activity. Gene Ontology annotation, cellular component: nucleus; protein-DNA complex. Bases 387 to 1553 code for a protein of 388 amino acids. The record is from RefSeq and is a predicted model, not a curated record. Lineage: Eukaryota; Viridiplantae; Streptophyta; Magnoliopsida; Fabales; Fabaceae. Gene Ontology annotation, biological process: base-excision repair, AP site formation; DNA alkylation repair; base-excision repair. The transcript has 2 exons.